CUGCUCACUCUUAUAUAACUAAAAUCGCGCAGUUACUUGUACCCCAACCGUGUCUUAGAAAGAUUAUCCACAUUCAGAAGUUAGCCCGAAUGUAUUUGAUGUAGAACAAAUCCCUCAAUUUGUAACCACCUCGCUUACCUCCUCCCAUAGCGUAAUCACCCCGACAAAGGGGGAAAAAAAUCUUCAAAACCGAUGCUCUUUCAUAGAUUACCCUAUCAGGUGCAAACCGCUGACAAGUUUCCACCCACCAACAACAAGAAAAAAAACCUCUCAGUGCCCAAAUCCAAAGCCGCAGACACUUCACUGACAAGCAUUACUACAUCUCCCGUGCACGGAGGACCGGGCUAAAACUUUUAAUGCACGUUUUUAUAUUUGCGUUCCUUGGAUAACAGUCAAGUUUCAGCUCAGAGCGAGUUAUCUGCGCCAUCCUCUAUUCGCCAGUCAUCUUGAGCUAUACAGUUCUCCUGUUUUUUGUGUCUGAACAAUAGACCCGAAGAUUAUAAUAUGAUCUACGCAAGGUGUACAUUGUAGAUGUCCCCUGCAGGUAUACUCGGGAUUGAAGUUCCUGUGAUCUUUGGAGCAGCACACUUCCAGCGUGCCCCACUGGAUUUUUCCUUAACAAAUAAGGGUAAACCUACAAAGCACUGCUUACAAAUUAAAUACUUCCCGAGCUCAUCCUCGUCAAUUCACGGUAACCGGAGUGAGGAGACCGGGAGGAAGAUUUUUUUCCUUCUAUCUGACAAAUAAAAAAAAAAAUCUCAAGGAAGCGACUAAUGUUGCAAACAGCGGCGCAGAGUGACUUCAUUAAUCCAUCAUCACGGCGGGAGCGCAGUUCUCCUGCGGGAUACUUUCUGUAAGGACGCCGGCUGCUUCCUUUUCCACGCACCUCCCUGUGGUUUUUAAAAACUGUGGAAACAGGUGUAUUAGGACGACUCAAGAUGUGUCUUCUCCCUUCAAGGUUCAUCUACGUGUGUUUACAAUUCCUGGUCCUCUAUUUCCCGCUACAGGAGUCUCAGCAAAGCACGGCUGACUUCCGGGUUUACAUCGAGAACCACACCAGGAACCCGGACGACCUGAGUCGCAAGCAGAUACGAAUCUACCAGCUCUACAGUCGCACCACGGGGAAGCAUGUGCAGAUCCUGGGGAAGAAAAUCAACGCCAACGGGGACGAUGGGGGCAAGUAUGCCCUCCUCGUGGUCGAGACGGAAACAUUUGGGAGCCACAUUCGGAUAAAAGGAAAAGAGAGUGAACAUUACAUCUGUAUGAAGAAGAACGGCAAGAUUGUCGGAAAGCUCGAUGGGAGGAACCAGGAGUGCGUCUUCGUGGAGGAGUUCCUGGAAAACAACUACACCGCACUGGUGUCUGCCAAGUACAAGGGGUGGUACCUCGGAUUUAACCGGAAGGGUAGACCCAAGAAAGGCUCACAGACCACACAGACCCAGCAGGAGGUGCACUUUAUGAAGCGGCACCCCAAUCGCAGGUUCGACCCCCUGGAGGAGUUCCGCUUCACCACGGUGACCAAACGGACGCGUAGGGCACGGAGGUUAAAGCCCAUCCCCAGUACCAGCUAAGGGACCGUCGGGACCAAGUGUUCUCCCUAGUGAUUCCCAUCUUCUCGCCUUACGCCCUAAAGACUUAAACGACGACCAUAAACUUUAAAGAAAAAGAUGUUUUAUUUUUAUACUGGAGAAGCGUUAUAUCUCCCAACUGCUGGAUGUUCCUGGGUUAAUAUAAUUAUAAUUAUUUGUCGAAUUUUAUUUAUACUGGAUAGACUGAGGAGGAAACUACGCAACAAUGUUUUUCUACUAUGACUUCACAGUAGUAACAGGAAACCAGUUUUCUUGUGACGGAGAAGAAUCGAGGGGCUCACGCAGUCAAAAAUUCACUAGAAAUCCUUCCAGAUUCACACGCCGAGCCCCCCCCCCCUUGAGGACGGAUUCUGUAUUUCCCACAGUACGGUUGAACAUUUCAGACACCAAAAUGGACCAAAAAUAAAAUGCCAUGUGACAAUGACAUGUUAGGCAACUCCUUAGCUUUAAGUGCAAUACUUCAAACUACGGCUCUGCAUUCCAACAUGGCCGCCAUCAUCUUUGUUCUGACAUGUGGCAGUUCCUGGAUGGAGUGUGAUGAGUUGUGUUCGCUGUGCGGUUUCUCAAAUUCAAGUUCUCAUGCAACGUAGGAUUCGGCCCGACGCCACGUGCCAUUACUGUCCCAGUGCUGGGUACGUGAUAGUCUCCAUUCAGUAGACGGCUGGAUCUGAAGCGAGCAAGUAUUUCUAACUGCUGGAAUAGUGGACUGACCUUAAGACCCUCGGAACCCAAAAAGGCCUGUUUGUUGGUGGCAAGAAAAAGAUCUCCAUAACCAGGACUGGAACCAGAACUCAACCAUCUCCAUGUUUCCCCAAAUCCUGCUAAAUCCUUUGUUUGAUGCGAUUAUGACCUCCUAAGUAUGGGGUAGUUCUUAAACCGGCAAUAUACACCCAUAAAUGUCCCCACAGAAUUUACGUAGUGCUGUUUUGGGUCCUUAUAACUCUUUCUUUCAGUUAAGAAAAAAGCCCCAUACAUAUAUAAAUAUAUAUUAGCUAAACCAGCACGCAAACGUGUGUCGUAAUGAUUCGAAGGGUCAGAUUUGUUUCAUAGUACAUUCCCUUAGAAGCUGAAGUUCAUUGACAUAAAAACAGCUCUUACCUCAUAUGUACGUAGGUACCCAAAGGCAGGACUUGUUGGUGGUACCUGAAUUUUAUUACUACUUCAGUGACAUAUAAGAAGUAGUUUCUUACAUUUGACUGUCACUUUCAUGUUUAGGACGGAAAUUAAACAGUGAGGGAAUCCACAACAGAUGGAUCACAUCCAAGAGAAGAAAGACCCUUCAGGACUCUAGAAAUAUGUGUUGAUGAAAUUAUUUCAUGUGUCAUCCCAACAGAGAAUUCUAAGUUAUUUUUAAUGCCACAGAAUAUUAUAAAUUAGUAUUAUGUGAGGCCAGUUCCGGUGUUUUUUGUUUUCCUCAAGGAUAAAUGUACCAGAACUGCUUAUUACAGAAGAUUGUGGAGUUAUUGGCCCCAGAGAAGGUCUGAGUCUUGGUGGCAGCCAUUGUUCCGGUGGUUAAUGGUUAAUAUCCUGGGUUAUCUACUCCUCUGCCCUGAGGCAGUUCUCUGUCGUGUACAAGAUGCUACUAACAAUAUGUCACAUUUAUGAUUUUUAAAUGUAUGCGGAAAUAAUUUUUAUGACUAUUAUAAAAUAUUUAUUGCCUUUCUUUGUAAAUACAGCCCGAUGAAUUUGU
Messenger RNA from Paramormyrops kingsleyae, 3279 nucleotides. RefSeq names its product fibroblast growth factor 24 (gene fgf24). The record is from RefSeq and is a predicted model, not a curated record. NCBI's taxonomy places the organism in Eukaryota, Metazoa, Chordata, Actinopteri, Osteoglossiformes, Mormyridae. Gene Ontology annotation, molecular function: growth factor activity.